Radiomyces spectabilis is the source of this 495-nucleotide messenger RNA. RefSeq lists its product as uncharacterized. The transcript has a single exon. The record is from RefSeq and is a predicted model, not a curated record. Lineage: Eukaryota; Fungi; Mucoromycota; Mucoromycetes; Mucorales; Radiomycetaceae. Bases 19 to 495 code for a protein of 158 amino acids.
GGCAUACUCAACCGAACCAUGAUCAUUGUUUUGAUUUCCCUUGUUUUCUUCCAUUGUCGUCGCUGUUGGACAUUUUCGUGCAUUGGUGCUAAUUACCAUUUUUCCAUAAUGGAACCAAUGUCCACUCCGCCAUACUCUUUGUCGGUUCAGUCACCCAAAGAGGCCCAUCUAUUUCGACAGUAUGCCUACAAUCAAAGCGAAAAUGGAAGUAGUUUGUCCGUGUUCCCACCUUCAAGUACGGCCGUCAAUUCGAUCCGGUCGAUUUCGCCCAAUAAAUUACAGCAAGAACCGUCGGAAUGGCUCCAAGAACGACAGAGACACAGUCGAAAAUACCGAUUUUUGCUUGGGGUGAGCGGGGUCAUUGUUCUGUGUCUCCUCAUCGGCAGCAUUGCCUACUGGAUCAUCAGCAGCCUCACCACCACGCAUCUACCCUACUCCACCGAAUACUCCCAAAGCAUCCCCACUAAAAGCACCCCCGCUAACCUUUCCUUAUAA